AGCGACAGGACGGGUCUCCGGGCCGCCAGGUCCCAGUCCAGACACUAGCAGCCGCGCACGCGCGGACGGGGGAGGGCGCGCGCCUGCCCUCCGCCCCUCCGCCCUCCAGGUGGCGCUGGCGGUCCCGCUCGGCCGCCUCUCGCCGGGCUACACCCGGGCGGCCGCCUGGCUGCCCGCGGGUCCGCCUCCGCGGAGGGCGUGGGCUCCGGGCUCCCGGAAGCCGCGGCCGCUGCGCGGCGCCUAGAGGGCAUCGCUCCCCCCGGGGCGGCAAUGCGCGUUGCUGGGAGGCCGUGAGCUGAGCGCAGCGGCCCGGCCGGGGGCCGGUUGGGGCAGCGUCUCCUCCGGGCGGGGCUGGGCUGGGCGGCGGCGGCGGCGGCGGCGGCGGCCGGGGGGAUGCUGCUCAAGCUCCUGCAGAGACAGACUUAUACCUGCCUGUCCCACAGGUAUGGGCUCUACGUCUGCUUCGUGGGCGUCGUUGUCACCAUCGUCUCCGCCUUCCAGUUCGGAGAGUUGGUUCUGGAAUGGAGUCGAGAUCAAUACCAUGUAUUGUUUGAUUCCUACAGAGACAAUAUUGCUGGAAAGUCCUUUCAGAAUCGGCUCUGUCUGCCCAUGCCGAUCGAUGUGGUGUACACCUGGGUGAACGGCACUGACCUUGAACUACUGAAGGAACUGCAGCAAGUCAGAGAGCAGAUGGAGGAAGAGCAGAAAGCAAUGAGAGAAAUCCUUGGGAAGAAUGUAACAGAACCAACUAAGAAGAGUGAGAAGCAGUUGGAGUGUCUGCUGACUCACUGUAUUAAGGUGCCCAUGCUCGUGCUGGACCCAGCCCUGCCGGCCAAUGUCACACUGAAGGACCUGCCAUCCCUCUACCCUUCUUUUCAUUCUGCCACGGACUUCUUCAAUGUUGCAAAGCCCAAGAACCCUUCUACUAAUGUCUCCAUUGUGGUUUUUGACAGUACUAAGAAUGUAGAAGAUGCCCACACUGGAGUCUUUAAAGGAAACAGCAAACAGAUGAUAUGGAGGGGCUACUUGACAACAGAUAAAGAAGUCCCUGGGUUAGUCUUAAUGCAAGAUUUGGCUUUCCUGAGUGGAUUUCCACCGACAUUCAAGGAAACAAAUCAACUGAAAGCGAAGUUGCCAGAAAAUCUUUCUUCUAAAAUAAAGCUGUUGCAGUUGUAUUCAGAGGCCAGCGUAGCCCUUCUAAAACUAAAUAACCCCAAAGACUUCCAAGAAUUGAACAAGCAGACCAAAAAGAACAUGACCAUUGAUGGGAAAGAACUGACCAUAAAUCCUGCAUAUUUACUAUGGGACCUAAGUGCCAUUAGCCAGUCCAAGCAGGAUGAAGAUGUUUCUGCCAGCCGCUUUGAAGAUAAUGAAGAGCUGAGAUACUCUUUGCGGUCAAUUGAGAGGCAUGCCCCAUGGGUUCGAAAUAUUUUUAUCGUCACCAAUGGGCAGAUUCCAUCCUGGUUGAACCUCGAUAAUCCUCGAGUGACGAUAGUAACACACCAGGACGUUUUUCGAAACCUGAGCCACCUGCCUACCUUUAGUUCACCAGCUAUUGAAAGUCACAUUCAUCGAAUUAAAGGACUGUCCCAGAAGUUCAUUUACCUGAAUGAUGAUGUCAUGUUUGGGAAGGAUGUCUGGCCAGAUGAUUUUUUCAGUCAUUCCAAAGGUCAGAAGGUCUAUUUGACAUGGCCUGUGCCAAACUGUGCUGAGGGGUGCCCGGGCUCCUGGAUUAAAGAUGGUUAUUGUGAUAAGGCCUGUAAUAAUUCAGCCUGUGACUGGGAUGGGGGUGACUGCACAGGCAACAGCGGAGGAAGUCGCUAUGCCGGUGGUGCUGGGGGCACCGGAAGUCUUGCGCUUGGACAGCCCUGGCAGUUUGGUGCAGGACUCAGUGGUGUCUCCUACUGUAACCAGGGAUGUGCAAACUCCUGGCUGGCCGACAAGUUCUGUGACCAAGCCUGCAAUGUCUUGUCCUGUGGGUUUGAUGCUGGCGAUUGUGGGCAAGAUCAUUUUCAUGAAUUGUAUAAAGUAACACUUCUCCCAAAUCAGACUCACUAUGUUAUUCCAAAAGGUGAAUGCCUGCCUUACUUCAGCUUUGCAGAAAUAGCCAAAAAAGGAGUUGAAGGUGCUUAUAGUGACAACCCAAUAAUUCGACAUGCUUCUAUUGCCAAUAAAUGGAAAAGCAUCCACCUUCUAAUGCACCGAGGCAUGAACACUACCACACUACACUUUAAUCUCACCUUUCAAAGAGAAAACAACGAAGAGUUCAAAAUCCAGAUCGCAGUGGAGGUUGACACAAGAGAAGAACCAAAACUGAAUUUUACAACCCCCAAACCUUACCAAAAUCUGGCUAGCUCCAUAACACCCCUUCCAGAGGCAGACAGCCUGUUUGAGGAGAUCCCUGAAGAAAAACGCUAUCCAAAGGUCAAGAGACGUGAUGCUAACACAACAGGGCAGUUCCAAGAAGAGGUGAAAAUUCCCGUGGUCAAUAUGUUACUCCUUCCAAAAGAGGUUCAGCUGAGUCUCAGCCACUUGGACCUACAACUUGAACUUGGAGACAUCACGAUGAAGGGAUACAACCUGUCCAAGUCAGCAUUACUGAGAUCAUUUCUGGUGAAGGAUGCUGAUGGAAAACAAAAUCAAUCUCUAACAACACAUGGAAGAAAUGACAGUUUGGAGGCCCCACUAGAAGAACAAGUUCACCAAAGCAUCUUGCCAGGGGUGCUGGAAAGAUCCCUCAGGUUCACUGCUCCACCAGUGACAAUGAAAGUCACUGGCCAUCACCAGAGUCAGAAUCCACCCCCAGACUUGGCAACCAGCUCAAGAUUUAGAACUCCGGCCCCCCAAAGAAAUGUGUCCAAAGAAAAACUCUCUCCUCUGACUAAGCCCCUGGAAAAUUACAGUACAAAAGAAAGCAAAACCCUAGGGAAUGAACAAAAGACAAACAGAAUGGAGGGAGAUUCUAAAAAUCACAUCAGUGUUAUUGAAGUACUACCUGGAAGAAAACUGCAAUGUUACAGGGACAGUUACGGGGGCUUUUUGCCAUGGGAGAAAAAAAAGUAUUUCCAGGAUCUUCUCGAUAAAGAGCAGUCUUUGAAGACACAGUUGGCAUACUUCACGGACAGCAAGCAUACUGGGAGGCAACUGAAAGACACCUUUGCAGAUUCCCUUCGAUAUGUAAACAAAAUUCUAAAUAGAAAGUUUGGAUUCACAUCUCGGAAGGUCCCUGCCCAUAUGCCUCAUAUGAUUGACCGAAUAGUUAUGCAAGAACUCCAAGAUAUGUUCCCUGAAGAAUUUGACAAGACAUCCUUUCACAAAGUGCGCCAUUCUGAGGACAUGCAGUUUGCCUUCUCUUACUUUUAUUAUCUCAUGAGUGCUGUUCAGCCACUGAAUAUCUCUCAAGUUUUUGAUGAAGUUGAUACAGACCAAUCUGGUGUCUUAUCUGACAGAGAAAUCCGAACACUGGCCACCAGAAUUCAUGACCUGCCUUUAAGUUUACAGGAUUUAACAGGUCUGGAGCACAUGUUAAUAAACUGCUCAAAAAUGCUUCCUGCUAAUAUCACUCAGCUAAACAACAUUCCACCAACCCAGGAAGCGUACUAUGAUCCUAAUCUGCCACCAGUCACUAAAAAUCUAGUAACCAACUGUAAACCAGUAACUGAUAAAAUCCAUAAAGCAUAUAAGGACAAAAACAAGUAUAGGUUCGAAAUCAUGGGAGAAGAAGAAAUUGCUUUUAAAAUGAUCCGCACCAAUGUUUCUCAUGUGGUGGGCCAGCUGGAUGAUAUAAGAAAAAACCCCAGGAAAUUUGUUUGUCUGAAUGACAACAUUGACCACAAUCACAAAGAUGCCCAGACGGUGAAAGCUGUUCUCAGGGACUUCUAUGAAUCCAUGUUCCCCAUACCAUCCCAGUUUGAGCUGCCAAGAGAGUAUCGAAACCGUUUCCUCCAUAUGCAUGAGCUACAAGAAUGGAGGGCAUAUCGAGACAAAUUGAAAUUUUGGACUCAUUGUGUACUGGCCACAUUGAUUUUGUUUACUGUCAUCUCAUUUUUUGCAGAACAGUUGAUUGCUCUUAAGCGGAAGUUAUUCCCCAGGAGGAGGAUACAGAAAGAAGCUAGUCCUGAUCGAAUCAGGGUGUAAGAGAUCUUCAUUUAAAAGACAUCUACCUCAGCAUUCACUGAGCGUUUUAAAACACCCAGCACCACCAACUGGUCUCCAUGUUGAGAUGCUCAGCCAGCUUGGCCACAAGAAGGAAAAACACCUGGUGUAAUACUUGCUUUGUGACCCGGCAUUAGCCUGCUGACCACAAAUUGUUCCAGCCAACAGACUGAACGCUAAUGUGUUGAAACUGGUUUUACAUUUAAAGCCUGUUUGCUCCUGGACCGGUCAUUUCUUUUUAUGAAAACACUCACUAGACAAGAGACAGAUGCUAAGUUCUCACCACAGUCUUUGCUGAUUAACUUGAAUGUGAGCAGCCUAAGCCAGCUUGGGAGCUGAGACUCCCGUUUUCGCAUUCCAAAGCCCUUUGCUAUGGCUUUUCUUUUCUCUCUUUUCUUUUUUUUACUCGGUUUUCUUCCCUCCUUCCUUUUCCCAUUUCUCAUUUUUAAAGAAGUAGUUACUAAGCUAACAAGUUACUCUUGCUUUCUGAAAUGGUGGAUUAGGAUACCUAAACAUGUCUUGUAGAUGUUACUGAAAUAAUACAGCCAAGGUCACCUUUUACUCACAAUAUUUAAAUUAUGGAUUGUAUUACUGCUGAAGAAUCUUAAGUGGUCUGAAGUCACUUAGCCACUCAAAACUACCGAUGUUUCAAUGACUGAUAUCUGAAUGGCUUAGUGUUUGUUUACCACAGCCCUAGGAAUACUGUGAUUCAUGUGGAGGCCUAGUGAUAAAGGGCUAGAGUGAAGUAGCAGAGCUACUUUCCAGGUAUAAUUAUGUUUUGGAAAUGUACAGAUCAAACAGAAGUGCCUCCAUAAAUGAGCAGUGCUGACAGCACUGGUACUGUACAAUGGUGUCUUCUUUUAUCCUCAUUAGUACAUCAUAGGAGUUCUUUCUCUUGAUGGGUUUCCUUUAAUUCAGAGGCCAGCACACUUUCUCUGCAAAAAGUCACAUAACGAAAUAUUUCUAAGCCACAUGCAUCUCUGUUGCAUAUUGUUCUUUGUUGUUUAGUUAUGUGUGUGUUUAACACAUCUUUAAGUGUCCAAACCAUGUCUUGCAGCUGUACAAAAACAGGCCACAAGCUGGAUAUGACCCACAGGCCAUGCUUUGCUGACCCCCAAGGUAGUGAAUUAAUAUUUUCCUGUACUAGGUGUUUGGCCAUAUAUUAUUUAUGUCAGUAUACUGUGGAUUUCUGGAGACCAGAUUCCGCGAGUCCAUUCUGAACUCUGACCAGUAUUUUAGAUCAUGAUCUUAACAGUAUUCUUUUAAAUCAGCAUACACAUUUUUGUAAAAAAAAAAAAAAAAAAAAAAAAGAAAAGAAAAAGAAAGAGAAGAAAUUGUAAAUACUGUAUUUGUGCUGUAAAAGUUGUGUAUUUGAAAAACAAGUCUUGUAAAAACUUAAGAUUUGUCAGAAGCUUUGAUAAUUUUUUUUUUUUUAAUCUUUGAGAUGAGGAGUAAGCUUAGUGCUAUCCAUAUGUAACGGUCAUUUGAGUGCUUGCUUAAAUAAUCUGUCACAGCCUGUGCUGAGUCACUGAACUGAAGGGGAAAGUGAUGUAAAGAGAGAAAAAUAAUAUUCUCUAGUUGAGAUAUAUAUAUGUAUACAUUUAAUAGUGGAAAAUAAGCUCUAAGUGGAAUUUAUCACAUGGCAAAAAUGGAAGAAUUAUCUGGGUAUCCUUCUACAAGUAAAAAAUAUAUUCUCAAAAAGUUAUAGGGAAACAGACCUUUGGGUUUGAUGGAGAUUUUUGUGAUUGGGUCACACCUAACUAGGAGCUUAAUAGAGCAUUGGGGUGGAAAGUAGAAUUAUAAAAAUAUUCAUAGAACCCUUAGAACAGAAGAACCUAAGGGUUUGAGUAGACCGAUGUCUCUUCAGGACUUUUUUUUAAAGGCUCAGAACCAUUUGUUUACUUGAAAUACCACUGAAAGCCAUUGUGAUGCAGAAGGAUGAUUCCUUCCUCAUCCUGCCUGGCUCCAGGGUGACAUCACCAGAGUCCCAGCACUCAAGAGUUUCAAGGCCAGGCCCUGCAUUUUCCUGAGGACAUCAGGGCCAGGAGGAUCCAAAGUCAGCUAGAGGUUAUCUGUCUCUUUCCUGUCCAGCCAUACCCCAUCCAUGACUGACAUUUGCCAGUGAAGGAGCACAUACUCUGCUGUCAGAUGACUAGGGUUAGAGACCCAGGCCUUGGACAUUGCUUGCUAUUGUUCUGCUCCUCAAACAUGGAGGCAAAGAUGAUAUUUGACUCAUAGACUGACAAUAAGGAUGAAAAGAGAAGACAUCCUGUGUAAUGCACCCAGAUGGUUCCUGGUGAGCACUUGUGCCUGGCAUGUGUCAGUAAUGAUGAAGGAUGGAUCUUUGUGUACAGGAUUGUUCUCCAGGCCCCAGAGUGGGAUGGGGGGGGGGCUCCCAGUGCAAUCACCAGGGCAAAGUGAGACACUGCCCUUGUCGAAGAAAGGGACAUACUUUCUCAUUAAACAAUGUUUGCCUGUUUUA
Messenger RNA from Erinaceus europaeus (western European hedgehog), 6637 nucleotides. RefSeq names its product N-acetylglucosamine-1-phosphate transferase subunits alpha and beta (gene GNPTAB). The transcript is spliced from 21 exons. Bases 394 to 4137 code for a protein of 1247 amino acids. Lineage: Eukaryota; Metazoa; Chordata; Mammalia; Eulipotyphla; Erinaceidae. The record is from RefSeq and is a predicted model, not a curated record. Gene Ontology annotation, cellular component: Golgi apparatus. Gene Ontology annotation, biological process: carbohydrate phosphorylation; N-glycan processing to lysosome. Gene Ontology annotation, molecular function: calcium ion binding; UDP-N-acetylglucosamine-lysosomal-enzyme N-acetylglucosaminephosphotransferase activity.